UCCGUUAGGGUUCGACGCACUUUGGGGCUCGAUAAAGAGGGAAGUGAGCCAUCAUCGGAGCCCUAGUCGAAUAAGUGUGCUUCCGAUCCCAUCUCACUAGCUCUGGUUCGCACGAUCGAGAACCCUACGCCGCGAUCGUCCUCUCUGUCGCUGUGGGUGAGGAAGAGUUCUUGAGAUUGUUCUGCUUUCUAGCUUGAGCUAGAGAGUUAAGUGCGACAAUGGCGGAGCCCUCCAAGGUCAUUCACAUCCGCAACGUUGGGCAUGAGAUAUCUGAGAAUGACCUUCUUCAGUUAGUGCAGCCGUUUGGUGUUGUUACUAAGCUUGUGAUGUUACGAGCCAAAAACCAGGCUCUUCUUCAGAUGCAUGAUUUGAAUUCUGCUGUUAAUGUUCUACAGUACUAUACAAGUGUCCAACCAAGUGUCAGGGGAAGAAAUGUUUAUAUACAAUUUUCUUCACAUCAGGAACUGACAACUACCGAUUCUCCAGGGUGGAAAAGUGAUCAGGAUUCACAACCAAAUCGGAUCCUCUUAGUUACAAUUCAUCACAUGCUCUAUCCUAUCACAGUGGAAGUGCUGCAUCAAGUGUUUUCUCCUUAUGGAUAUGUAGAGAAAAUCGUCACAUUCCAGAAGUCAGCUGGUUUUCAGGCCCUUAUCCAGUAUCAGUCUCGUCAGAGUGCCGUGCAGGCAAAAAGUUCUCUGCAAGGGCGUAAUAUAUAUGAUGGCUGCUGUCAGCUAGAUAUACAGUUUUCAAAUCUCAAUGAAUUGCAAGUAAAUUACAACAAUGAGAGGUCUAGGGAUUUUACAAAUCCAUCUUUGCCUACUGAACAGAGAGGUAGAUCUUCACAACCUGGUUAUGGUGAUGCUGGAAGUCUCUAUGCACUUCAAGCAUCUGGUGCUAGAGUUGCAUUUGCUCAGAUGAGCAACACUGCAGCAAUUGCGGCUGCAUUUGGUGGAGGUUUGCCUCCUGGAGUAACUGGUACUAAUGACAGGUGCACAAUCUUAGUAACUAACUUGAAUCCUGAAAAGGUUGAUGAAGAUAAGCUUUUCAAUUUAUUCUCGUUAUAUGGCAAUAUUGUAAGAAUAAAACUGCUGCGCAAUAAACCAGAUCAUGCACUCGUUCAGAUGGAGGAUGGGUUUCAGGCAGAAUUAGCUGUACACUUCUUAAAGGGGGCAUUGUUGUUUGGGAAUAGGUUGGAGUUGAAUUUCUCCAAGUAUCCAAGCAUAACCCCAGCAGCUGACACCCACGAAUAUGCUGGAUCAAAUCUUAACCGCUUCAACAAUAAUGCAGUGAAGAACUACAAAUACUGUUGUUCCCCGACAAAGAUGAUUCAUGUGUCAGCUCUUGCGCAGGAUAUAACGGAGGAGGAGAUCGUGACCCAUUUACAGGAGCAUGGAACAAUUGUGAACACAAAGCUCUUCGAGGUGAAUGGGAAGAAGCAGGCUCUGGUCCUGUUCGAGAGCGAGGAGCAGGCUACCGAGGCCCUUGCGUGCAAACAUGCAAGCACCAUUGACCGGUCCACCAUUCGGAUUUCCUUCUCCCAGUUACAGAGUAUUUAGAGAGGCCUUAUCUUAUUUUAUACAAGAUUGCGAAGUCUAUCCGUUAUUUUUUUUCUUCUCUUGUACUUGAUAUUUUCUUCUCUUGCGACAUUUGGAUGUUGGUGGAUGAUUGCGUAGCACUUGUUUUUUGAAAAUUUAAGCUUCUGUAAUGUGAAAGAUAAUUUGACACGAAUGUGUGGAUCGACACUGUUGAGUGACAACUUCUCACUUCAUUUUAAA
Messenger RNA from Musa acuminata subsp. malaccensis (wild Malaysian banana), 1775 nucleotides. Its product is annotated as polypyrimidine tract-binding protein homolog 3. The record is from RefSeq and is a predicted model, not a curated record. Gene Ontology annotation, biological process: regulation of RNA splicing; mRNA processing. Gene Ontology annotation, molecular function: mRNA binding. Gene Ontology annotation, cellular component: nucleus. Lineage: Eukaryota; Viridiplantae; Streptophyta; Magnoliopsida; Zingiberales; Musaceae.